Messenger RNA from Triticum dicoccoides, 857 nucleotides. RefSeq names its product transcription factor MYC2-like. The record is from RefSeq and is a predicted model, not a curated record. Lineage: Eukaryota; Viridiplantae; Streptophyta; Magnoliopsida; Poales; Poaceae. Gene Ontology annotation, biological process: regulation of DNA-templated transcription. Gene Ontology annotation, molecular function: DNA-binding transcription factor activity; protein dimerization activity; transcription cis-regulatory region binding. The transcript has a single exon. Gene Ontology annotation, cellular component: nucleus. Bases 33 to 857 code for a protein of 274 amino acids.
UUAGCGGAGCGACACUCACGUACGCGCCGGCCAUGGACGAACUUCUCUCCCCGUACGCCCCAUUCUUCCCGUCAUCGCCGCCUUCCCAGUUCUCCGCCGCCGAGGGGCACCACCACCAGGUCUUCGAGCUCGCCUCCUGCGAGGUCCCCGAGCAAUGGCUGGUCGGCGACACCGUCGUGCCGGCCAAGAGCGAGGACGGAGAUUGCGUGUGGCCUGCGGGGAGCUCCUCGCUGUCGCCGGACUCCGAGCUUCCGGGGGAGAGCCUCGAGGCAUCGACGACGAAGCGGCGUGGGCGGAAGCCCGGGCCGCGGCCUGAGGGGCCCACCGUCAGCCACGUGGAGGCCGAGAGGCAGCGCCGUGACAAGCUGAAUCGUCGGUUCUGCGACCUCCGCGCCGCCGUGCCCAGGGUGUCCCGCAUGGACAAGGCUUCCCUCCUCGCCGACGCCGUAGCCUACAUCACCGACCUGCGGUCCUGCGUCGCGCGGCUCGAGGAAGAGGGCCGGCAGGCGGCGGCCGCGAGGUGGGAGACGGCGAACGCGUCCGCUUCUUCGUCCCGAAGCGGCCACUCCGGGGCCUCCCUGCAUCACCUGGCCGGCGACGACGUGGUGGAGGUGCGGAUGGUGGGGAAGGACGCGGCGGCUGUGCGCGUGAUGAGCUCGGGACGAGCCCCGCACGCGCCGGCGCGGCUGAUGAGCGCGCUCCGGUCCCUAGAGCUGCAGGUGCAGCACGCGUGCGUGAACCGCGUGGAGGGCGUGACCGUGCAGGACGUCGUCGUCGACGUGCCCGCUGCUCUACAGGACGACGACGGCGACGGCGUCCUCCGGUCCGCGCUGCUCCAGAGGCUAUGUAGAGCCUAG